Molecule: messenger RNA, 2257 nt
Organism: Halichondria panicea
Lineage: Eukaryota; Metazoa; Porifera; Demospongiae; Suberitida; Halichondriidae
Product: receptor-interacting serine/threonine-protein kinase 4-like
Exons: 14
Coding region: 64-2082 (672 amino acids)
Biological process (GO): protein phosphorylation
Molecular function (GO): protein kinase activity; ATP binding; protein binding
Source: RefSeq, a predicted model, not a curated record
GAAACUGUAUCGUAUGACCAUCAAUAAAGCGAGAUACUCCCCCUUUUUCUGCAAAACUCCAAAAUGGCUACAAGAAGUGACCUUGAUGCCCUGGUGGUCCAGGUGGAAGGAUUGGAUCUAGAGGAGAACAAAGCUGGCUCAGGGGCUUAUGGCUGUGUCUUUAGAGUGACAGUGAAUGGAAGAGACUGCAUUGCUAAGAAGCUACACCACAUAUUGCUCCAAGAGCGAUCCCUUGGACAGAGGGAGAGCAUUGUAACAAAGUUCAGAAAUGAAUGUCAUAUUCUGAGUGUUUUACAUCACCCCAACAUUGUCGGUUUUGUAGGAGUCCAUUACGGCCGCGAUAAGAAAGACAUCAGUCUAAUAAUGAAGAGGCUUCAUUCUGACUUGGCUGAUUUCGUUGAAACCCAUCGAGACACGAAUAUCGCCACUAGAAUCCAUAUCCUGUAUGAUGUAUCCAAGGGCCUUCACUAUCUCCACUCUCUGACCCCUCUCCUCAUCCACCGUGACCUCACUGCCCCCAACAUCCUGCUCACUGAGAACCUCACUGCCAAGAUCGGAGACCUGGGUGUCUCCAGGUAUGUUGAUCUGGAGAGAUUGACUCAUGUUCUGACAAAUAUCCCGGGAAAUCCAAGCUACAUGCCUCCCGAGUAUCAUGUGGAGCCGCCCACCUACACUACCAAGCUGGACAUCUUCUCAUUCGGUCAUCUCAUUCACACAGUUAUCGGUGAUUUCCCUAAAGUCAAGAUUGUACCUCAUAGUAUUUGCAACUAUUUCAAGUCUAUUGGAGGAAAGGAGGAGCUCAUGCGUCGAAGCACUGCUGUCCAUGGUGACAAAAUUGGGGAUAAACACGCUCUUUAUCCUCUUGUUGUUAGCUGCCUCCAUGACCGACCUCAACAGAGACCAUCAGUUGACGAAGUGAUUGUCUCACUCAGAAAGCUGUGUCUACAGCACCCCAGGAUGGCAUUUCUAGAUGUUUGUAAGACGGGUAAUGUGGGUGUGGUUCUGGAGCUACUAGAGUGUGGGGCUGAUCCUAACCAGGCAGACAAGGAUUGUGCUCUUUGCUGGGCCAGUGACAAUGGACAUGAUGAGAUAGUGAGGGUCCUCUUAGCAGCCAAGGCUACUGUCAACACUCAGAUCAAGUCGGGAGCAACCCCUCUUUGGGUAGCCAGUUUCGAAGGUCACCAGAAAAGUAUGGAGCUUCUAAUCGAUGCUGGGGCCAAUGUUGAUGUACCCAGAGAGGAUGGAUCCACUGCGUUGAUUGUAGCUGCUCAGAAUGGUCAUGUGAGGGCAGUGGAAUUGUUGAUAGCUGCAAAGGCUAAAGUUAACAUUCAAGCGAAGGAUGGAUCCUCAGCAUUGUACAUGGCCAGUCAGAAUGGUCACUGUGGAGUUGUUAGAAUGUUGUUGGAGGCCAAGACUGAUGUUCACAACAAGAAUAAUGACAACCAGACAGUUCUGCAUGCAGCCAGUAUGAAUAGACAUGAUGAGAUAGUGAGGGUCCUCUUAGCAGCCAAGGCUACAGUCAACACUCAAAACAAGUCGGGAGAGACCCCUCUUUUUGUAGCCAGUUUCAAUGGUCACCAGAAAUGUAUAGAGCUCCUAAUCGAUGCUGGGGCCUAUGUUGAUGUGCCCUAUGAGGAUGGAGUCACUGCGUUGUAUGUAGCUGCUCAGAAUGGUCAUGUGAGGGCAGUGGAAUUGUUGAUUGCUGCAAAGGCUCAAGUGGACAUUCAACAAAAUGAGAAUGGAUCCACAGCAUUGCACAUGGCCAGUAAGAAGGGUCACUGUGGAGUUGUUAGAAUGUUGUUGGAGGCCAAGGCUGACGUCAACAAAAAGAGUAAUAAAAGAGCCACUGCGUUGAUUGUAGCUGCUUAUAAUGGUCAUGUGAGGGCAGUGGAAGUGUUGAUUGCUGCAAAGGCUCAAGUUGACAUUCAAAAGAAGAAUGGUUGGACGGCAUUGCACAUGGCCAGUAAGAAUGGUCACUAUGGAGUUGUUAGAAUGUUGUUGGAGGCCAAGGCUGACGUCAAAAUCAAAACUAAUGCUGGGAGUACUGCCUAUGAUCUGGCUAGUAGGAAUGGACACACUUAAGUGUGUGAACUACUACACUGACUCUGUACCUUAUUAACUGUACUGUUACCAUGGCAGCUAGCCUCUGAUAGAUACGUAGAUUGCUUUACACUACAUCAUUUUGUCUUAUAAUUUUUGUGUCUACUGUUUCUCAACCAUUGCCAUGCAUUUCACCAUACAGUUACAUUCUCUUUGA